This is a messenger RNA of Thyridium curvatum, 1002 nucleotides long. RefSeq lists its product as uncharacterized. NCBI's taxonomy places the organism in Eukaryota, Fungi, Ascomycota, Sordariomycetes, Thyridiales, Thyridiaceae. The transcript is spliced from 3 exons. The record is from RefSeq and is a predicted model, not a curated record. Bases 1 to 1002 code for a protein of 333 amino acids.
AUGAACCCGGACACUCUCACGCAACAUCUCGGCUCUGAGAUUGACGAUCCGGACGAAGAAACCUUUGUCCUCUUCUCCCAAGACAUACCCUCGGGAAACCUGGGCUUCAUCGACCCCAGGGCGUCGGCACUCGACCUCACCAUUGCCGGCCGGGACCUGACGAUCCACCAGUCCCCGGCCGUCCUCUCGUCCAACCGCCCCGGCGGAACGACAGGGGCAGUCGUCUGGAAAGUCACCCCCGUCUUCGCAGAGUGGGUAUCCUCCCCGGCCAACCUCCUCUUCCGGACCGGCGCCCUCUCGCGCCGCUCCGCCGUCCUCGAGCUCGGGUGCGGCAUCUCGGCCGUCGUCGGGCUCGCCCUCGCGCCCUCCGUGUCGACCUACGUCCUGACCGACCAGGCCUACGUCGCCCGGCUCGUCGAGCAGAACAUCGAGGAGAACCGCGGCGCCUGCUUCCCGCCGCUGCCGCCGCUCUCCUCCAAGAAGACGGCGUCGGCGUCGUCGUCGUCGUCGUCGUCAAAAAGCCGAGCCAGGCCGGCACGCCAGCAGCAGCACGCCGCCGCCGCCGCCUCCUCCUCCUUCUCCUCCUCCCUGCUCGGCGACAGGAUCCGCUUCGUGCCGCUCGACUGGGAGACGGACGAGGUGACGGCCGCGGCGCUGCUCAGCCCGUCAGCAGACCAGACCAGCUUCGACGCCGUCAUCGCCUGCGACUGCAUCUACAACGAGGCCCUCAUCGCCCCGCUGGUCCAGACGUGCGUCGACGGCUGCCGCUUGCGGCGGCCGCCCGGCCGGAACGAGGAGGAGGAGGAGGAGGAGGACGCCGGCGGGCCGCCCACGGUGUGCAUCGUGGCACAGCAGCUGCGGGACUCGGGAGUCUUCGAGGCGUGGAUCAGGCACUUUCACGAGGCCUUCCGCGUGUGGAGAGUGCCCGACGCAGAACUGCCCGACCGACUCGGGCCGGGCUCUGGCUUCGUGGUGCAUAUCGGCAUACUGCGGGAUACAUAA